AUGGACCGCCUUCAUGUUCCCAUCAUGGCGGAUUCUAUUCUCUCAUCCAUUGCUACCUUUCACACAACCAAAAUCAGUGUCACAGAUCCAACCAAGUACUCCUUUAUUGGAUCUAUUCCUGAAGCAAUGCUCGCUCGUAUCUCUACGUUGAGUAACGUUCUCCAACAAUACAUGAAGCUUCCAUCAUCAGGUCCAAGGGAGCUUACGCCAGCCAUGGUUCGCUCCAUUGAAGAGGCUGACAAGCCAGCUAAAAGGGUUAAGAAGAAUGACACUCAGAUGGAGGCACUUUCUUCCAAACCAACAAAGGGGAAAACCCCCAAGAAGCGAAAGUCUGAUAAGGCUGCUACAUCACAGGCUCAACCUAAGAAGCAGAAGAAGCCCGCUAGGAGUCUUAUCUUACAAUCUUCAAGUGAUUCAGAUUCAGAAUAUGUUCCUCCUAAACAUAGGAAUGCUCCUCCUUCAGAAUCUGAGGGUGAAAGCUUUGAUGAAGAGGCUUCGGGCCGAGGUGAUACCCCACCUCGCUCCCCUACCCCAGAAAUUCCAAUUCGCUUUUACCCUCCAUCACCUCCACCUGUAACCAUCCCGGUAUCUAUCCCUCCCAUUUUUCCCAUUCCAACCCCUCAACCAUUCACAACCAUUCCCAUCCCUACUCCUAUAUUCACAAACACUACUACUACCACUACUACCACAGGAGCUCACUCCACUGCUCCCAAUCCUCCAGUAACAACCAAACCACCUGCCACAACCAAAUCCUUAUCUCCCACUCAAUCUACAGAAACAACCCCUAUUCUAGGCGGUGAGGACCUGAAAUUUGAUUCCACUACCUCACUCUCUGUUGCAGCUAAAGCAAUUGAAGCCUCUACUUCACAGUGUCAACAAGCCUCCCUUGCUGUUGAUGCUUCUACUAAGGAGUGCAAGGAAGCGACCGCAAAAGUCUAUAAACUAGUUUCUGAAGCUCACCUGUUUCUAGAUUCCUUGCAGGCUGCUGCUAAGAAGAAUGCUCAAACCGUCAACACUUCAGUGGAGAAGCUUCAACGGUCCCUUCAGUAUGAACGUUCCAAUCUUGAAGCUACACGCCAGGCCAUUGAAGCAGCUAACGAAACUUUACAUGCUAACGUCAAUGACCGACUGACUCAACUGGAGGCUGAGUUAGCUGUAGAGAAUCGUAUCAUGGAUGAGCUAGACAGGCGCACCUCACAGUUGAAAAUGCAAAACUACAAGUUACGUACUGCUACUACUGAGGUCAACGACCUAAAGUCAGAAAGGGAGGUCAUUCGGAGUUUUGUUGCUGAUGUUCACUCCAUCCUCCUUCAUCUCCUUGAGGCUCACGAUCCUAUCAUCACCAUUACUAUCAGGCGCCAUCUGGCUGAUAAACUCAGGCCAGCAUUGGACAUCCUUAGUCGUAAUGAAGCUUCAGUCAGUAACAAGGAGAAAAAGAAGAAGAAGAUUGGUGAGGAUGAUACAGAAAAUGAGGAUGAUGUCUAUGCGAAGUAUCCUAAGAAACCCUUUCAAAAGGUAAAGUCCUCUGAAAAGGAAAUGGAAGAAAACUACAAGAAACAAAAAGCUGAGCUCGAGUAG
Molecule: messenger RNA, 1578 nt
Organism: Lactuca sativa (garden lettuce)
Lineage: Eukaryota; Viridiplantae; Streptophyta; Magnoliopsida; Asterales; Asteraceae
Source: RefSeq, a predicted model, not a curated record